Amborella trichopoda is the source of this 1104-nucleotide messenger RNA. NCBI's taxonomy places the organism in Eukaryota, Viridiplantae, Streptophyta, Magnoliopsida, Amborellales, Amborellaceae. The record is from RefSeq and is a predicted model, not a curated record.
AUGUGGAUAUACCUAGCAAUGAAGAAGAUAAAGCAGAUGAAGCUCCGAAAACAUUACUUUGAGUAAAAUGGAGGUCUAUUGUUACAGAAAAAGGUCUCUAGUGAACAAGGCCUUACUGCCCCAAGGAUAUUCACAACCCAAGAGCUCGAAAAGGCUACCGACGACGGCUUCGAAGAAUCAAAGAUACUGGGAAGUGGUGGCUUUGGCAUUGUGUACAAGCGAACCUUAGAUGACCACACAAUUGUAGCCAUUAAAAAGGCCAAAGUGGUGGAUCAUACCCAAAUACAUUUCAUACAUGAGGCCACAUGAACCCAACACAUAUUCACUCAAAUCAAUCAUCAGAAUGUGGAACUCUUGGGUUGUUGCUUGAAGACUCCUGUGCCGAUUUUAGUUUAUGAGUACAUUCCCAAUGGCACACUCCACCAACACAUCCAUGAAAAUGACCCAAAGAAUCAAAUAACAUGGCCAGACCGCUUGAGAAUUGCCUUAGAAACAGCCGAAGCACUAGCUUACUUGCACACUGCAGCUUGCAUGCCCAUCUUCCAUAGAGAUGUUAAGUCAUCCAACAUAGUGCUAGACCAUAAUUAUACUGCAAAAGUAUCCGAUUUCGGGGUCUCACGACUUGUCCCCAUGGAUCAAAACCAGAUGUCUACAUUGGUGCAAGGGACUUUUGGGUACCUAGAUCCCGAAUACUUUCGAACCGGGCACUUGACCACUAAGAGUGUUGUCUAUAGUUUUGGGAUUGUUCUAUUAGAGUUUUUAACUGGAGAAAAGCCGGUUUCCUCCAAGAGAUCUCAAGAUGAUGCAAAUCUAGCUUUGUACUUUAUAUCUCAUUUGAAAGGGGACCAUCUUGAAGAGAUUUUAGAGGAGAAUGUUCGAAAGGAGGAUAGCAUUGAGCAAUUGCAAGAUGUUGCAAAGUUGGCUAUGAACUGCUUGAGACUCAGUGGAGAGAGAAGGUCUACGAUGAAGAAUGUAGUGCAAGAACUACUUAGAAUUAGUGGGUCUUCACAAAAUGCAUGUAUGGACGAAAAUGAGGAAGUUAUUGAGGCCUCACUAAGUCGCAAUACAUCCUUCCCUAGUGAUGGAAGCCCUAACAGUUCCUAG